AUGUCACUUGCCUCUGUGUCUAAAACAGCCAUUGCUACUCGCACUGCCGCGGUCUCGUCCGCACUCGCCCGGAACGCGACCGUCGCCAUCACUCGCCAGCAGCGGCGGUUUAAGGCCACCAAGCCUGCUGCUGGCGCUACUGCCAGCAACCCGGCAAAAGCCCAGAACUGGGCAGCACAGCCGCUGGCCAACCGGGCCGAGAAGGAGCUCGACGACAGCUUUGUGGGCAUGACUGGCGGAGAGAUCUUCCACGAGAUGAUGCUGCGGCACAACGUCAAGCAGGUGUUUGGGUACCCGGGCGGUGCCAUUCUGCCUGUGUUCGAUGCAAUCUACAACUCGAGCUACUUUGACUUUGUGCUGCCGCGGCACGAACAGGGAGCAGGUCACAUGGCCGAGGGUUACGCGCGCGUUACUGGCAAGCCCGGCGUCGUUCUGGUUACAUCAGGCCCUGGUGCGACAAAUAUCAUCACGCCGCUGCAGGAUGCGCUCUCGGACGGCGUGCCCCUGAUCGUGUUCAGUGGCCAGGUCCCCACCGCCGCCAUCGGCACGGACGCCUUCCAGGAGGCCGACGUGGUUGGCAUCUCGCGGUCAUGCACAAAGUGGAACGUCAUGGUCAAGGACGUGGCCGAGCUGCCGCGGCGCAUCAACGAGGCAUUUGAGAUUGCAACCUCGGGCCGGCCUGGCCCUGUGCUGGUCGAUCUGCCCAAGGACAUCACCGGUGGAAUCCUGAACCGCGCAAUCCCGCGCAUCCGCUCGUCGAUCCCGUCACGGCCCAUCCACGAGAACGUGCGCCACGUCACCCCGUCCAGCGCGUCGCGCAUGCACGAGCAGACCGUCCAGCGCGUCGCCGAGCUGUGCAACACCGCCAAGAAGCCCGUCAUCUAUGCCUGGCCACGGCGUGCUUUUGCCGACAAGGCCAAUAUCCCUGUCACCACCACGCUGCUCGGCCUGGGCGCCUUCGACGAGACAGACCCCAAGAGUCUGCAUAUGCUGGGCAUGCACGGCAGUGUCUAUGCCAACCUGGCCAUCCAGAGUGCCGAUCUGAUCAUCUCGCUGGGUGCCCGCUUUGACGACCGUGUCACCGGCAGCCUGCGCCAUUUCGCGCCUGAGGCCAAGAAGGCCGCGCAGGAGGGCCGUGGCGGCAUUGUGCACUUUGACAUUCUGCCCAAGAACAUCAACAAGACCGUGCUGGCCGAUCUGGCCGUCGAGGGCGAUGUCGGCGAGAACCUGCGCAUGCUGCUGCCGCAGAUCGAGCACCGCGACCGCAGCGUGUGGUUCGACAAGAUCAACACAUGGAAGGCCAAGUAUCCGUUCCAGUACUCGCCCGAGGAGGACCCGUCGCGCGACCUGAAGCCGCAGUCGGUCAUUGUCGAGCUCAACCGCCAGCUCGAGCACCAGAAGCACAACACCAUCAUCACCACCGGCGUCGGCCAGCACCAGAUGUGGGCCGCUCAGUAUUAUCGCUGGCGCACCCCGCACUCGUUCGUGACCUCGGGCGGUCUGGGCACCAUGGGCUUUGGUGUGCCCGCGGCCAUUGGCGCCAAGGUGGGCCAGCCCGACAAGACCGUGAUCAACAUCGACGGCGACGGCUCGUUCUCCAUGACCGCUAUGGAGAUGGCCACAUCGGCGCAGUACGGCAUUGGCGCCAAGCAGCUCGUGCUGAACAACAACUUCCAGGGCAUGGUCAAGCAGUGGCAGGAUCUGUUCUACGAGCAGCGCUACUCGCACACGCCCAUGCGCAACCCCGACUUUGUCAAGCUCGCCGAGGCUAUGGGUGUCCGCGGCCUGAAGGUCACAAACCUCAACGACCUGCCAGCUGCCAUGGAGGAGUUCCUGAAGGAGCCUGGACCAGUUAUGCUGGAGGCUGUCGUCGAUGCCACCGAGCACGUCUACCCGAUGGCCCCUGGCGGCAAGGCCCUGCACGAGAUGGUGCUGGGCACUGGCCAAAAGGUCGAGUUUUAA
This is a messenger RNA of Linderina pennispora, 1962 nucleotides long. RefSeq names its product putative acetolactate synthase. Gene Ontology annotation, cellular component: acetolactate synthase complex; mitochondrion. The transcript is spliced from 3 exons. Gene Ontology annotation, biological process: L-valine biosynthetic process. The coding region runs from base 1 to 1962 and encodes 653 amino acids. Gene Ontology annotation, molecular function: flavin adenine dinucleotide binding; thiamine pyrophosphate binding; acetolactate synthase activity. The record is from RefSeq and is a predicted model, not a curated record. Lineage: Eukaryota; Fungi; Kickxellomycota; Kickxellomycetes; Kickxellales; Kickxellaceae.